This is a messenger RNA of Salvia miltiorrhiza (redroot sage), 525 nucleotides long. Its product is annotated as glycine-rich RNA-binding protein RZ1C-like. The transcript is spliced from 2 exons. The record is from RefSeq and is a predicted model, not a curated record. Bases 23 to 298 code for a protein of 91 amino acids. Lineage: Eukaryota; Viridiplantae; Streptophyta; Magnoliopsida; Lamiales; Lamiaceae. Gene Ontology annotation, molecular function: zinc ion binding; nucleic acid binding.
UCUAGUUACGGCGGAGGGAGUCAUGGGCACUAGGAAAGAGGUUCUUGUCGCUGCCAAGGGAUCUACUUCUUCGUCGAAAGGCGGGAAAAAGAAGUGGAAAGGUCCAAAGGGCAAGAAUGACAAAGAAGCUAGUGGGAGUGGCAAAGCCAAAGUGGACGGCCCUACCGGCGGUGUGAAGAAGCCGACGGCAAAGGGAAAGUGCUUCAAGUGCGGCAAGACUGGGCAUUGGAAGAAAGAUUGUCCGAUGCUCAAGGCAAAGGGACAAGGGCUUCAAGCCGACAAGGCAGCUGGAAAGUGAUGAGAUCACCAUCUCCAUGGGCAAUGCGUCGAAGGUCGCAGCUGUUGCUAUUGGAGAUUUAUCUUUAUGUUUUGGUGAUGACAUUUUAGUUUUGAGAGAUAUUUUAUAUGUGCCGGAAUUUCGGCGGAACAUAAUUUCUGUUUCAAAAUUGUUUUUGGAUGGAUAUUCUGUUACUUUUGAUAGAGGUGUCUCUAUCAUGAAAAAUAACACGACUAUUUGUUCUGGAA